Molecule: messenger RNA, 273 nt
Organism: Panicum virgatum (switchgrass)
Lineage: Eukaryota; Viridiplantae; Streptophyta; Magnoliopsida; Poales; Poaceae
Exons: 1
Coding region: 1-264 (87 amino acids)
Source: RefSeq, a predicted model, not a curated record
AUGGGGAGGGGGAAGAGGUCGGUGCUCGCGUCGUUGUUUGGGUGGAAGAAGCAUAGUGCCGGCAGCGGCGGGAAGGCGGCGGAGGAAGAGGCGGCGGGGAAGCCGCCGCAGCCGAGGUACUACCAGGGGACGAGGGUGCGGCCGAGCGGCGACGACGACUACGGGCGCCACUGGUACCCUGACCGUGACAUCGACCGGAGGGCCUCCGAGUUCAUCGAGCGGGUGCAUCGCGGGAUAUUGCUCGCCGGCGACCGAGAUGGAUAGGCGUUUCGA